CGAAAGCAAAACAUCGGUGACGGUCUCGUGACCAAUGUACUCGUUAACCGAAACAAGGACGACUACCUUCAAUCACUCAAACUAAAUCUCUUGAAUAGGAGUGGAGAGCGAUGUUGCGAUUACUUUUUGCUUUAUUUGCAGGCAUUGCUCAUGCAAGCAGCCAAGACGUCAUAGAAAUGAGCAUGCUAGAUAGCACAAUAGGUGAUGCAACACCAUUGAAUAUUCCCAAGCGAUUUUCUUUUGCUGCCUACUAUGGUGAUCACAUGGUUCUUCAGAAAGCCCCACAGCGUGCUGUCAUAUGGGGCUACAAUCCAUUUACAAAUGAGUUCAUAGAUGUAUCUGUGGACCAACAGAAAUACCAUGCUUUAGUGGACUCAAAUGGACUGUGGAGCGUUACCCUUGACCCUGUGGAGGGACCAGGACCUUACAACAUAACAGCGCAGGGGUCACAAGGGGAGAUUACUCUCAAAGAUGUCUUAUUUGGAGAUGUUUGGCUCUGCUCUGGACAAUCCAAUAUGCAAUUUACAGUCAGUCAGAGCUUCAAUGCUUCUGAAGAGAUAAAGGACGCUGACAAUUUUCCCAACAUCCGAGUGUUUACUGUCAACCAGAUUUCAUCCAAAACGCCCCUGAAAGACCUUGAUGCAGCGAAUAGUAUCAAACAGCCUUGGUCUGUUGCUUCUAGCAGUUCCAUUGGUGGAGUAGCUUGGGGCUACUUCUCGUCUGUGUGUUGGCUGUAUGGUAAAUACCUGUACCAGAAGCUGGGCUACCCCAUUGGUCUGGUAAAUACUUGCUGGGGAGGUACACCUGUGGAGGCCUGGUCUUCACCGGAUGCUCUUGCAAAAUGUGGACUCCACAGUGAAACAGUGGCAUCAGAACAACUUAAGGAACCCUUUUACAAUAGGAUGUCUUCAUAUGGAAAUUAUGGUGGACCUCAAACUGCAGUUAUUUUGUGGAAUGCCAUGAUCAGUCCUCUUCUGAACAUGACCAUCUACGGAGCCAUUUGGUAUCAGGGUGAAAACAAUGCCCGCAAUCCCUCCACUUACAACUGUACCUUCCCUUCAAUGAUUAGUGACUGGAGAACCAAGUUCCACACUUCACACGGACAGAACAACCCAACCUUUCCUUUUGGAUUUGUUAUGCUUGGUGCCAAUAUUCCAAACAUGAGUGAUUUUGGUGGUUUCCCAGACAUUCGUUGGCACCAAACAGCAGACUUUGGUUUUGUCCCAAACAAGAAAAUGGAGAAUGUGUUUAUGGCCAAUGCAAUGGAUCUUCCAGAUUUUUUGUCACCAUUUGGACCCAUCCAUCCACGAGAUAAACAAGAUGUAGCAAGGCGUUUGGUGAAUGCCAGUUUGGCUGUAGCUUACCACCACAAAGAUGUACCUUAUCAGGCCCCCCUGCCUUCUGGUUUCAAGGUAGACACUGCAGCUAGCACACUGGAAAUCAUCUACAAUAAUGGCACGGAGGCAUUGCAACUCAAGAACAACGUUGGAUUUGAAGUCUGUUGUUCCUAUGAUGGUAAAGGGUUGUGUAAUACUCAUGCAUGGUGGCUACAGGCAAAUGUUGUCAGGAAAACAUUGAGUAGUGUAAUUCAUAACAACGGCAUCAUGUGGUGCUCAGAAUGUUGCUGGAAUCCGCUACGCAUGGAGGCUUUCCCCAUGUACAUUUAUGGACUGUAGUCUGUACUCCUUACACAGCUCUCUACCUGCCUCUCCGUUCCAGUUCACUGAUGCUGAAUUUCACAAGGAUGGAAGUUAUACUGUAAACAAUAGUAUACCUCACCCUUUAGAGAGCUGAGAGGAUUGAAGAAUCCAUUGAUAAAGUUAGAGUGGGAAUGAAGGGAUCUGUUAUUUUUUUACAAACAAGAUAAGAUCUGCCUUUAUUUUUAUAUUUUUCUCGUUUAUUCACAAUGGAAGUUACACUAAUUAGCAAUGGUUGUAAACCCUUCACUGUGAUCAGGGGUUGAAACAUGCUCGAUGUUCAUUAAUAUUAUUGUGAUAAGUGUAAUGUUCAAUCAUUUUUAAAACAAAUAGAUCUGUACACUUUUGUCCAUCAAUUAAUAUGCUGAAACAUUUCCAUUGUUAGAUACAUGUACAUUAUUGUAUGCCUAUUUGCAUGGUUGCUCAUUUUUGCUCUCUUCGUGUACACAGGCAAAAUGUCUUAAGGUAAUGUUGAUCUUAAAAAAUAUUGACCUGAAUUUGACCUGAAUCGACAUGAAGAUAUUUUACCUGUAUUAUACAAUAGUUGAUUGGAAUUAACUCUUAAGUCUCUUGACUUAAAUAUUUUUGGUUUAAAACAAAUUUCUUGUUUUAUUUGUCUUAGAAGACUGAAUUCCCUGUUUUGAACAAUAAAUGUCAUCACUUCUGCUUUUUAGUAGAAAAAGACAUAUAAUUGUUUACUUAUUUGGGUCAGAUUUGCAAGAUAUGCCUUAAACUUUGUUUUUCUAGAUUGGCAAAUAGAAAGACCAAAAGUAGCACCACAUUUGAAAAGAAAUCAUUCCAGAAUUUCAUCAAAUAUUUUUCUGAUGAUAGAGGGUUCAGAUUAAAUCAGCCACCAUCGUUGGAUCAGAGAUGAUGAUCACACAAUGAUAAAGGCAUUCUCAGUUACAUUCCUCUUAGCCUAAAUUAGGUCAUCCUUGAGACUAGUGAACUGUUAGUCUAAAUUAGGUCAUCCUUUAGACUAGUGGACUGCCUGGAUGACUACAGUGUAAAUUUGUGUAUAUUAGGUAGAAUUUAUAUGAUUUGUCAUUCUGGGAUAACAAAACUAUUUUUUGUGAUAGAAGUUGAUAUUCUUUAAUUAUUUAUAAGUGCAUGUACUAAUUAUACUAAUUAACUCCCAAGUUAAUGUUUUGGGCAAAAUCUGAAUUUGAAUCCAAACAGUGUGUAAAGAUGCAUUUAGUCAUUGUAUUUACUUAUUUAUUAGAACAAAAUGUACUUGAUGUACUCUGUAGGACUGUGAUGACUUCUCCCCAAAGUGUUACUAUGGAUGAAAUAAGACCAUUAAUUAUGAGAAUCCUAUAUUACAGUGUACAUGUCUCGUUUGCAAAGAGAUUGAUUAUGCUAGGUUUUUAGCAAAUUAAGCAUAAUAUUGUAUAUAUUGGUUUAUUGUGUAUUUGAAAGUCUUGUUUUGAUCUGAAUUUAUUAACUUGUUAGCUUAAAGGCCAUAAGGCAGUAAUAGUGGACGUAAAACAUGUUUGAUACAUCUAUAUUGUGUUGUUAUUAUUAUAUUUUGUGUGGUUUUAAAAAAACACUUAUAGUUCAUACAGUUUAUGGUAUGUAGUCUAAGAGUACAUGGUAUGUAGUCUAAGAGUACAUAUAUGGUAUGUAGUUUAAGAGUACAUAUGUAUGGUAUGUAGUCUAAGAGUACAUAUAUGGUAUGUAGUCUAAGAGUACAUAUGUAUGGUAUGUAGUCUAAGAGUACAUAUAUGGUAUGUAGUCUAAGUGUACAUGCUAUGUAGUCUAAGAGUACAUAUAUGGUAUGUAGUCUAAGAGUUCAUAUAUGGUAUGUAGUUUAAGAGUAUAUAUGUAUGGUAUUUAGUUUAAAAGUAUAUGUAUGGUAUUUGGUCCAAGAGUACAUAUAUGUAUGGUAUGUACAGUACAUGUAUAUACAUAUAUAGUAUGUAGUCUAAGAGUACAUGUACAAUUUAUAUGGCAUCAAUUAAUUAUCACAAUUUUCACAUUCAUAACGAUAUUGUUUGUUGUGUAUCUACUAAACUUGUUCUAUGGGGCCGCAGUGGUCGAGUGGUUAAGGUGUCCUGACACUUUAUCACUAGCCCUCCACCUCUGGGUUGCGAGUUCAAAACCUACGUGGGGCAGUGGCCAGGUACUGACCGUAGGCCGGUGGUUUUUCUCCGGGUACUCCAGCUUUCCUCCACCUCCAGAACCUGGCACGUCCUUAAAUGACCCUGGGUGUUAAUAGGAAGUUAAACAAAAACAAACCCAAACCCAAUCCAUGUUCUAUGUCUAUAUGUGAUCAUUUGUAAUUUACUUGUGUCUUGAUAAAGAGGCAGAUUGCCUCGAAAAUUUGACAAUUUACUUGUCUCUACUGUCGUUAUUACUACAUGAUCAAUUAUAAUAGACUCUCUAAACUGAACACCUUUGGGACUACAUAAUAAAGCCAGUUUGUAGAGAGUUCCGGAUUGUAGAGAUUCUGCUUUUAUAGCAUUGUUGAAUGCAAAAAAAAUGAAUAAAAGAUAUAUUAUAAAGAA
Pecten maximus is the source of this 4204-nucleotide messenger RNA. RefSeq names its product sialate O-acetylesterase-like. Lineage: Eukaryota; Metazoa; Mollusca; Bivalvia; Pectinida; Pectinidae. The coding region runs from base 111 to 1676 and encodes 521 amino acids. Gene Ontology annotation, molecular function: sialate O-acetylesterase activity. Gene Ontology annotation, biological process: carbohydrate metabolic process. The record is from RefSeq and is a predicted model, not a curated record. The transcript has 9 exons.